GAUGUCUGGUGAAGAAACCCAAUCUGUCACAAAACAGACCACAGCACUGCUAAAGUCUAUGGAAGAAAGUGACAGAAAUACUAUCAUUAAAAAUUUGGGUACAGAAGUCAUUAUUCCAGCCAAUCACAUCACAGCAAUGAAAUCAAAUUUAAACAUGCCAUGGAAUCAACUACGUGAAAUAUCACGUUGGUUGAAAACAUUCAACAUAAAAAUUGAAUCAGAAAAAAAAGCAAGAAGUGUCGCUGCUGAAUGGGUAGGCCAAGGACUGAGAGUUGAGCUGGCUCCUCUCACCAAAUUAUCAGUUGGAAACAGGGUAUCCGUUAUACCUAGGCCCUGGGGGUAUCUGUAUAAUGUAGUUGGCCACAUUCUGUAUCAACUCAAAAAGCUAGAAUGUCACAAUUUACUUGUAAAACAUAGUUUCAUUCCUGACAAUGAGAUCCAUGUUAAAAUUGGUGGAGACCAUGGAGGAAAUAGUUUUAAAAUGGCAUAUCAAAUAGGCAAUGUUCUAAACCCAAACAAGAAGGAAAACACAAUAAUGUUUAGCAUUUUUGAAGGGAAAGACACAAGAACAAACUUAAGAGUCUGCCUUGAACGGUUUCGACCACAAAUAAAAAUGCUGCAACAAGUCAAAUAUAAAGAGUCGAUAUUCCGUGUAUUUAUGUAUGGCGACUACGAAUUUCUGUGUGCAAUGUAUGGUAUAACUGGUGCAAAUGGGCGUCACAGCUGUUUGUUUUGCAACAUUACCUCAAAACUAAUGAACAUCCCAGUGUUUACUCGCAAGAAAUUUAAGAAAAGGUCACUGGCGACACUUGAAGAAAAUUUAGCAGAUUUUCGUGAAAGUGGUGGGAGCCCUAAAAAUGCGAAAGAAUUUUAUAAUGUCAUUGACAACAUAUUUUUUGACAUACCUAUUGAUCAAGUAUACAUCAUAUUUUUAUGCUUUUCCACUGCAAGUUGA
Hydractinia symbiolongicarpus is the source of this 955-nucleotide messenger RNA. RefSeq lists its product as uncharacterized. The coding region runs from base 2 to 955 and encodes 317 amino acids. The record is from RefSeq and is a predicted model, not a curated record. The transcript is spliced from 3 exons. NCBI's taxonomy places the organism in Eukaryota, Metazoa, Cnidaria, Hydrozoa, Anthoathecata, Hydractiniidae.